Ciona intestinalis (vase tunicate) is the source of this 962-nucleotide messenger RNA. The record is from RefSeq and is a predicted model, not a curated record. NCBI's taxonomy places the organism in Eukaryota, Metazoa, Chordata, Ascidiacea, Phlebobranchia, Cionidae.
AGAGCAACCAAAUACUACGGCAACCACAGCUUCCAACCAUCCUCACCUUGUUAAGUUCCUUUGCCAAAAAGAACCAGAAAAAUCUCAAAAAGAACCCCCCGCCCCACCAAAGCUAUCCAUUCCUCAAAUACGUGAAACAGUAAGUGAGGAACAGAAGAACGAACGAGUUGGUAUUUGGGUGAAGACUCAACUUGAGCAAGACUAUGAUAGUGAACCUCCUAUGGGAUAUGAAGAAAUAGCUCGCAGUGAAGGGAACGAACCGACCGAAUCAGAUCGAGCGAGUCAGCAAAGUUUGGUCAGCGCUGGGGUCAGCGGGUCAAUCUCGACGGGGUCAACAUCCGGCUACGGGUCAGCGGACACAACCACCAACCAUGCGCGACAGGACAGAGUCGAGAUGUGGGUACGUGAGCAACAAUAUGUACGGCAACAACAACCCCCACUAGUGGCUCGUUCGCAGCCAGCGAGGAACGACGAGCCUUGGAUUAAUGGUGGUUCUCGUCACCUCGCGUCACCGCAUCCAAUUUCGUCGUCAGAUUCCCCGAAUGAUUCGUUUCGACCCCCAGUCCCUUUGUACAGCACAUGGGGUGAAGGUCUUCCCCGCUUUGCAGAACUAACACAGAACUCAAACAACAACAAUAUCUACCAGCCUCAAGCUAGUUUCAACUCUAUAAUACCAUGAUGGGAGCAAAUUAAACAUGUAAAAAUGUGCUAUGUGUUAUUCGUUUGUUUGUAUUUAUAUCACAGAUGUUUGCAGAGGUUUUAUCGUUUUAAAUCUUAUUUAUUACGAGACAAAUUAUAUUGUUUUAAAGCGAAUGUUCCAAAAUAAAACACAAAAUCUAUUUCUGAUUAGUCACAAAAUUUUACUAAGUUUACCUCACGUAUUAUUGUAGGAUGCAUUACUCGUGGAUCACUUUAUUUGUUUGUUUUUCAAUGUUUUUAUUUCAAUAAAGAUGCACAAUACA